AUGGCUAUACAUCUGUUAUGCCAGGCCUAUGACCGGGCCUGUGAAUUGGGCGGACAAGUACCAUCGUCGUUCUGGGAACCAUUGGUCAACAAUAUGGGACAUGCUUAUCGGAAGCUAGGGUGA
This is a messenger RNA of Echinostoma caproni, 123 nucleotides long. The record is from the annotation of a GenBank genome assembly. Lineage: Eukaryota; Metazoa; Platyhelminthes; Trematoda; Plagiorchiida; Echinostomatidae.